AUGGAGGGAGGUGAUGAUCUCCACCAACACCAGCAUCACCACCAACGGCAAAACUUCCCAUUCCAACUCCUAGAGAAAAAAGAAGACCAAGAAGCUGCUUCUUGCUCCACCUCAUCACCAUACCCAUCCCUAGCAAUCUCAGCCGAACCCACAACAUCCAACAACAACCAAUUAGUCCUUGCAUCCACCGAACCCUCCAACAAAAAACCGCUGCCAAAGAGAACCUCCACCAAAGACCGCCACACCAAGGUCGACGGCCGCGGCCGCCGCAUUCGAAUGCCUGCUCUCUGCGCCGCCAGAGUCUUCCAGCUCACCCGCGAACUCGGCCACAAGUCCGACGGCGAAACCAUCGAGUGGCUCCUUCAACAGGCCGAACCCGCUGUCUUCGCCGCCACAGGCACCGGCACAAUCCCCGCUAACUUCACAUCCCUUAACAUAUCUCUCAGAAGCUCCGGCUCCACCAUGUCCGUCCCAUCUCAGCUACGAUCCUCUUACUUCAACCCAAAUUUCUCCCUCCAACAACGCAGAACCUUGUUCCCUGGAAUCACCUUCUCCUCUGAGAACACCACCAACACUUCAACCACUCUUCUCAAUUUUCAACAAUCCAAUAAUAACCUAAUAACCACCGGCAAUAUCUCGGAGAACACAGAAGAAGAAGAAGAAGCUCUGGGAAGAAAACAGCGACCCUCCGAGCAAGACUUGUCGUCGACACAGAAUCAAUUUGGGAGCUAUUUGUUGCAGUCGAGUAGUUCAGGGAAUAUUCCGGCGAGUAAUACUCAGAUUCCACCGAAUAUAUGGAUGCUAGCGAAUUCGAGUAACCAAGGUACUGUGAGUGGUGACCCUACUGUGUGGACAUUCCCAGGGGUGAAUAACAGUGCUUUGUAUAGAGGAACCAUGUCAAGUGGGUUGCAUUUCAUGAACUUUCCAACCCCAAUGGCGUUGUUGCCUGGUCAGCAAUUAGGGUCUUUUGGUGGUGGCAGUAGCGGUAAUAUAAAUGAAGGACAUUUGAGUAUGCUUGCGGGCUUUAACCCUUAUCGGCCGGUGAUCGGCGUUUCAGAGUCUCAGGCAAGUGGGUCACAAUCACAGCACGGUGGCGGCGGUGAGGACCAGCAUGAUAACACUAGUCACACUCACCACUCAUAG
Gastrolobium bilobum is the source of this 1143-nucleotide messenger RNA. Its product is annotated as transcription factor TCP14-like. The transcript has a single exon. Gene Ontology annotation, cellular component: nucleus. Lineage: Eukaryota; Viridiplantae; Streptophyta; Magnoliopsida; Fabales; Fabaceae. Gene Ontology annotation, molecular function: sequence-specific DNA binding; DNA-binding transcription factor activity. The record is from RefSeq and is a predicted model, not a curated record. Bases 1 to 1143 code for a protein of 380 amino acids.